This is a messenger RNA of Eucalyptus grandis, 5120 nucleotides long. Its product is annotated as pentatricopeptide repeat-containing protein At2g33680-like. Gene Ontology annotation, biological process: RNA modification. The record is from RefSeq and is a predicted model, not a curated record. Bases 68 to 2776 code for a protein of 902 amino acids. Gene Ontology annotation, molecular function: protein binding; RNA binding. The transcript has 3 exons. NCBI's taxonomy places the organism in Eukaryota, Viridiplantae, Streptophyta, Magnoliopsida, Myrtales, Myrtaceae.
UCUUUCCUCUUGCCAUUGCAAACACGGCCGUUCAAAAGCCGCCAUUAGCAGAUGAAUAGUCGCCAAGAUGACAUUUUUACGCCGUCACUCCUCAGUGACGCUUCGCACGACGACAACGCCUCUGUCUCUGCUGCUUCGAAGGCGGCUCAGGAAUUUCUCCGCGACGCCCGAGAGUGGGAAGCUCGACGUUCCGGAAUGCGUGUCCCUCUUGCAACAUCUUGGCGACACCAGGGCGCUGAACCCCGGCAGGUCGCUUCACUCGGUCGUCGUGAAAGCUGGGUUGGAUCGGGAAGUGUUCGUGCAGAACAAUGUGAUGAGGUUUUACUCCCUCUGCGGCGAUCUCGCGAGUGCCCGCUUCCUGUUUGACGAAAUGCGUGAACGCAGUUUGGUGUCUUGGACCGGCAUGAUUUCUUCGUACGUGAGCAACGGCCAGUACGAGCUUGCUUUGCGGUUGUACGCUCUUAUGUGCCGGACGGGUGUGAGGCCGAAUGAAUUUGGUUUCCCCGUGGCGCUUAAGGCGUGUAGACUUGCUCGUGAUUUCACGAUGGGAAUGCUCAUCCAUGCACAGUUACUCAAAUGUGGGUUUGAGUCUGAUGGGUUCUGCAGUACUUCUGUUCUUGGCCUCUAUAUUGAAAGGGGAGACUUGAGGACCAGUCGUAUGAUGUUUGACAGCAUUCCUUUAGGCAAAAGAUCUGAAGCCUUAUGGAAUACUCUGCUUGAUAAUUAUGUACAGAACAACUAUAUAGAGGAGGCUAUUCAGUUAUUUUAUCAGAUGAUGCAGUGUGAUGUACAGCCCAAUCAUUUGACUUACGCGAUCCUUGCAAAGCUAGCGACCGACACAUUGGAUGUUGGCUUGGCAAGAUUGUUUCAUGGCCAAAUUGUUAAAGUUGGUUUAGAAAAUGAUGUUAUUGUAGGUGGAGCUGUGGUUGAUUCUUACUCAAAACUGGGAUUCCUGGACGAUGCUCUGGGAAUAUUCCAAAAUCUAGAAGAGAAAGAUAAUGUGGUUUGCUGUACUCUACUGGCUGGGUUUCAUCAGAGUGGAGAUGCUGAAAAAGGCCUUAACUGCUAUAUCUCGUUUCUUGCCGAAGGUAAUAAACCUGACAUAUAUACACUAGCCAGUGUUUUUAGUUUGUGCUCAAAUGUGAAUAGUGCAGCUCUCGGUAAGCAGCUACAUUGCUCUCUGGUUAAAUAUGGCUUCAAAUUAGAUUCAUUUCUGGGUAGUGCUAUUAUAGAGAUGUAUGGAGGCAUGGGAAUGGUUUCUGAAGCUUACAAAUGCUUCCUUGAUGUCAACAGUAGAAAUGAGAUAUGCUUUAGUGUGAUGAUUAGCAAUUUAGUUCACAAUCAUUACUGUCAGAUGGCUCUGGAUUUGUUCUAUGAGGUUAAGAGUCGAGGUCUUGCACCAAGUCAUUCUAUGAUUAGUGCCAUACUUCGACUUUGUGGAGAUCUCCAGUUGUUUAAAGAAGGAAGAUCGAUACAUUGUCAUGUUGUCAAAAAUGUUGGUGAUGACGACUAUAGAAUGUACUUAGAAAAUGCCCUUAUCGACAUGUAUGCUAAAUGUGGAGCCAUUGAUUAUGCAAAACUGGUGUUUGGAGAAAUGCAAAUGCACAAUGAGUUUUCAUGGACAGUCUUAAUGUCAGGUUGCAAUGAAGUAGGCUGGUAUCAAGAAACUUUGAGAAUGUUUUGUGACUUGGUUUGUACUUCAACUUCUGUAAAACCUAGCCAGUUUACUCUUGUGAAUGUCCUUCAGGCUUGCACACAGACAGAAGCACUGGUUACAGGAAAACAAAUCCACGGUUACAUUAUAAAAGUUGGAUUUGAGUCUCAUCUCUUUAUUAGAAGUGCGUUGAUCAAUAUGUAUUCAGCCUUUAAAUUCGGAAUUCAGGAUGCUUUUAUUGUGUUCUCAUCUAUGAUAAAGCGAGAUUUGGUCUCCUGGAGUACCAUGAUUACCGCAUGCACUCAAAAUGGGCACUAUGAUCAAGCUCUAAAACUUUUCUCUGAAUUUCUAAUCUCACCCGAGUACUUGGUGGAUGAUUCUAUAUUAUCCAGUUGUCUCUCUGCUUGUGCUGGCUUGUCUGCACUAGAGUUGGGUAUACUCUUUCAUGCCUGCAUUAUCAGAACUGGUUUUAUGUCUCAUGUGCAUGUUGCAUCCUCAACUAUUGAUAUGUAUAGCAAGUGUGGAAGUCUGGAAAAUGCAUGUAAGGUUUUUGACGAGAUGGAAUGCCAUAAUUUGGUUUCUUACACAACUAUGGUGUCUGGAUAUGCGCGACAUGGCCAAGGUAGAGAGGCCUUUGCGCUGUUUAAUAAGAUGAAGAGAGCAGGGUUACAACCAGAUGCAAUCACCUUUGUUGGGGUCUUGAAUGCAUGUAGUCAUGCUGGGCUUGUGAAAGAAGGUUGGCUUGUUUUUGAGUCUCUCAGAAAUCAAUAUAAUUCAGAGAAAACAGUAAGUCACUAUGCCUGCAUGAUUGAUCUCCUGGGUCGAGCUGAACUUUUGGAUGAGGCAGAGAAUCUCAUAAAUGAAGUUCCAUCAAAUUGGAGACCUCUUCUGUGGAAGACAUUAUUGAACACGUGCAGUAAACAUGGGAAUGUUGAAACAGCAAAUAAAAUUGCCCUGAGGCUAAGCAAGUUAGAGCCUAACAGACCUUUAAAUUAUCUCCUGUUGUCUAACAUCUAUGCGUCAGCUUCACUUUGGGAGGAUGUUGCAGAAUUUAGAGGAAGACUGAAAGAAGUUCAUCCUCGAAGGCAACCUGGAAGCAGUUGGGUCCAAGUGGCACAGUGAUCUCUAUUAAUCUGUUGAUCCUCAGUUCUCUCUGAGAACAACUUUGUGAUGUUAUGCAGAUGAUUGCACUUGAGAGAUGCAUUUGCUAAUUCAAUGUAAUGGAAACUAUGGCAAAAAAUGCUGUUGAGGGAUGAUGCACUCCUGACUGCACUUGAAAGCUACAGUACAAGUGGCAGCUAUUAACCAUGAGGUGUUCUGGUUAUCGGUCAGUCCCAGGGGUAUUAGCCAAAGUUAGCCACUUGAUGGUGCUCAACUCAGAGUUGUUCCAGUUGCAUUUGUAACAAAAUGGUACCGUCAGUGGGGUACUGAGAAGGAUGAUAUGAGAGCUUCUAGAAAUUUGAUAUCAUGAAGAAAUGAGGUGGUCAUGUGGCUAUAUUUGAUGUUAGCCUUACUCAUCUGAGACUCUUCAUUCUGUAAUAGGUAGGUUGCCUGUUUUAUGAUUUAAAUUGAGAAGUUUUUAAUGAGAAAUUGGAACAAUUACUUUGGAUGAGCAGAGUAGAAGAUGAUGAUGAUUACAGGUACUUAUGAUGGCUUACUGUCUCUGGAUGUCUCCUGGUGCAGCAAACUAUUGCUGUGCUGAGCUUCCAGGACAUGUAUGCAUGACUUUUCAUCAACUGGACAUCUGAUUCUGUCCUGCUGAACAUUUUCCAAAAUAUGUUUGUCCUAUUGAUUUGAAGGGACACUAUGGCCUCGGAACAGAAGGAAUGCAUGUGCUAGUUGUUUUUCUUCUUUUCAUGGUAUUGUGCUUCUUACGCACCAAAAGGCAUAAUCAUAUAUGAUGUGUGUUUGCAUUAUAUGCAGUGGCCCAUGUGGUUGCAAUGGAGCUUGAUCUGAGGGUUAAAUCUUACGGGGUUCUGAUAUAAUUCUUAAGUCCUGGUUAAGCUUUUUCACUGGAAUUGAGAUUUUGGACUGUGCAGAUCUUUUUCCCUUGCUCCCCAAUCCACACUCAUUUCAUUCUGAUACUUUUUUUCAGCAUUAAAUUUACAGAACUGACUUUUCUCACGAUAUGCUUUUGCUGCGGAUACUUCUACUUUUUUUAUUCUAGAGUUGGUUAAAUUGGAAAUUACAGAGUUGGCCUUCAGGAGAGUGAAGGACGUAAUGUUAUUUCUGCCUGGCUAACUUCUUUUUUGGUUCACCUAGCAAAAAUGGGGAAAAAGUUAUUUUUGUGAUUCACAUUUCUAAUAUGGCUUUUCCCUUAUGCUGUCUGGGGUAUGGAAAAUGUUGAAAAUGAAUAAAUCUGUCUUUCGUUUCUAGACCUGAAUUUUGCAUGUUUAAUGGCAUAUCCGAAAGUAUAAUUGUGCACAGAGUUUCCCUUUCAGCUGUUAAAUGAAAAUAGAAGAAGCAGAAAACAUGGUAAAAAUAGAAGAAAAAUUAUCCAAAUCUGAAAAGAAAAAUUGUGGCUUCAAUUGAGUACUGAAGUUUGGUGCAUACUUGUGUAGAACGUUGCUAUAACCAGUCUAGAUACCUUUUCGAGAUUGUUCACAUCGGACUUGGCAAACAUUGUGCCCAUAGGACAGUGUGAACAAUUACCACUAUUCUGCCUUAGAUGGAUUGCCAUCUCUUUGUUACUCAUGACUACUCUGUUGGAAUUUAUGAGACUCAGCCUCACGAAACUGUUUCUGGAUUUUUUUUAUUCAAUUUCUAGGGGCAGGUAAAUGAGUAAAAAAUUGAAUUUCCAUCAUCCUUGGCUUAGUUCAUUACGAUAUUGCAAUUCAUAUCUUACAAUUUGUGAAUAAUAUGGUGGCUGACCAUUCAUGGAAUGGACCAGACUGCUAUCUUGACUUGACUUGGAAUCUCUGAGAGAGAUGGGAAUGGAAUGCUGCUGAAGUGAUCUGACUGAGCAAGCAUUUUUUGCAAUGGUGAAUCUAAGGAGUCUGGUUUGUCUCUGCUGUGGAAGCUCCAAAAGGAAAGAUGCCAGCAAACCGACCCUUGAAGCUGUCAAGGUGAAGAGAAAUGAGACUCUACUUUAUAACGUUGGCCAACCUACUUUGAUGCCAAAGAAGGUGUUGGGAAUAGCAGUAGCAGUGAUGCUAGAGAUGGCGGAAUGGUGAUUUUGGCUGGAGUGGCUGCAGAUUUGGUGGCUACAGCCUCUGUAACCGCCGUUGAUGGUCAAGGAAGUGGUGCGAACAAGGAUACUGAAGUGGGUGAGGAACGCAGCAUUGACGUUGGGAGUGGUGGUGGUGGUGGAGCCGGUGGGUGUGGUGCGGGUCUAGGAUAACAUAAUGACAUGGAUUAGGAACGAAUAAUAUAUGUAAUUUAUCUCAAUCCUUCUCCUGAGUGUUAUCAAUUCGCAUAUAUUCUAUGGCAAGACAAGAUUUAUAUCCAUUGAGUUCUUUAGGGUUGA